Sardina pilchardus (European sardine) is the source of this 3348-nucleotide messenger RNA. RefSeq names its product claudin domain-containing protein 1-like. Gene Ontology annotation, cellular component: membrane. The record is from RefSeq and is a predicted model, not a curated record. The transcript has 4 exons. Lineage: Eukaryota; Metazoa; Chordata; Actinopteri; Clupeiformes; Clupeidae. The coding region runs from base 492 to 1250 and encodes 252 amino acids.
UCUAUACAAACCAAGGCGUUCUGCGCUAUCUAUCAUAUACUGACCAAAGAUCUGGAUAUAGUCUACGAUUGAAUACGAAACAUUUGGUUGUUCACUAUAUUGGCCACUGUAAGAUUGUUUUUGCUACUACGGUCGUGAUUGCAGCAGUAUUGACACCCUCGGUGGACGCUGCUGAUCAUCCGUCGGCGGAAUUGUUCGCUGACAGAUGGAGGACGACAGAUGGGAUCCUCGGGAUGUUCAACAAGACAGCGAGGGAUAUCAUGGAAAAUAGGGCAUUCCACACCAAAGGGGAAUACCCUACACACAUUCGACUUAAUUGAGGUCAUGGGCAUGACGGGUCGGAUAACAUAUCUCUCCGGUUGGUAAAUCACACUCAGGCAUCUGCGUAGCCGGCUGCGAUUUAUCUGGUGAGAAACUUUCAUUGCUAGCCAGCUUUCGCUGAGUUAUCUCCGUCUAAAGCCUAGCAUAUCCACCGGGGUGUUAAAACAAUCAUGGUCGACAAUCGCUACGCCACAGCUCUUGUGAUCGCCUGCGUCCUGAGCAUCAUUGCAACGGUUUACCUAUCCGUGGCGGUGGGAACACAGCACUGGUACCAGUAUAUCAGCCCGCCUGUUUACGGCGAGGCCAAUGCCUCAGAGCUUCGCGCUCUUCAGGAAGAAUUCAUGGAUGGCGAGUUCGAUGAAAAGACGUACAGCGACUCCCUCUUCCGCCUCAACGGGACAGUUGGUUUGUGGUGGCGCUGCUUGCAAGUGCCUACAGAAACCCACUGGUACAAAGAACCAGAUCCUAAAAUGGUGAUGGAGUGUGUCAGCUUCACUCCGGCACAACAGUUCACACCCAAGUACAAGGAGCCAGGGAAUCACAACAGUGGAGAGGACAUGAUACGGACCUACUUAUGGAGGUGUCAGUUCCUGCUUCCACUGGUGUCGUUGGGUCUGGUGGUGCUGGCAGGAAUAAUAGGCUUCUGUGCAUGUUUAUGCCACAGUCUUGCCCCCACACUUGGGAUUGGGGUGCUCCAUCUGUUGGCCGCCUUGUGCACCCUGGCCACGGUCUGCUGCUACCUGGCCGGAAUGGACCUGCUGCACCGCGUGUCAGUGCUGCCGGACCGCGUGGACGCCUCCCUGGGCUGGUCGCUCUACCUGGCGCUCAUCUCCUCGCCGCUGCACAUGAUGGCCGCCGCCCUGCUCGUGUGGGCGGCACGCAGCCACAGCCAGAACUACUACCGCAUGACCGCGUACAGGGUAGCAUAAAGAAAACACAAACACAAACACAAACACAAACACAAACACUCCACCCCACGCCUCACCCCCCCCUUAUCCUCGCCCCUCUAUCCUUUCUAGGAGUCCCCCAACUCCCCCCAAAUCCUUUCUAGGAGGAGUGCGGGGGAUGUAGGUCAACCCCUUGCGUUGUUGGACAGUCAUUCAUAGAUCAUAGGUGGCUUUUAAGAUGUUGGCAGUUCAGUUGCUUGCGCUGCUGUGAGUGGUAGGCAAACACUAGCUUUUCCUUAUUUACUUACUUAUUUGUUUGUUUUUUUGUUUAUUUUCUGAUCCUAGAGUUCUCUGCUGUUAUGCUCAAGCUUUAUUGCAUCCUUCGGGCUCUUGACAAGUUACUUUGUUUGGUGUGCUUUCCCCCAAAGGGCACCAAACAGCCUACGCAGCCAUAGUCGUCCUUACUUGUAGAUGACUGCCUAACUUCUUUCUGGUAGCCUUAGCGUUGUUGAACCUUGUCUGUUUCUCAGGGUCAUGUACUUAGUUACUGGUUGAGUCCAGGUCAGCUCUGAGCCUGAGGCGGUGGUUGUCUAGUGACAGCUGAUGUUAGCGUAGAUGUUUUUGGUCCGCCUGAGCACUUUAGCUAGCUGAUUUCACUCAGUGUAGUGUAGUCCUGAUUCAUGAUUUGACACUUACGUCAUGAUUUCGACUUGCAUUAGGGUGUUAUGAACUUUUCAGGUGUGUGAAUUGAAUUGGCAUGUACUCAGAUGUACUGAGUUCUGGCAGACAUACUGUGUGUGUGUGUGUGUGUGUGUGUGUCUGUGUGUGUGCGUGUGUCAUUGUUGGCCUGCUUCUCUGCUAAUGAUAUUGAAAUAAAACAGAUAUCUGAACAUUACAAAAAUCAGUUCUUGCACAGUAAGCCUCACCGUUUUGGAGAUAAAAUAGGAGCAUAAUCACACAUUUUUGUUAGUAUAUUGUUUUUAUUUUGACUUUUAUUUAGUGACAUUAGCUUUCUGUUCCUGAAAGCCAAGGGUAUUUACAGUGAGUAAAUAUAAUCACCUUUUUAAUGCGAUGUCUUUUGGGAAACUGGAGGGAAACAAAUCCAGAGUAUCUGUUUUGCCUGGAAUGCUAUACCGCACCACCCUGGUCCUACCAUACUCUCGUACAUUCAUAAUGUUCAGAGAGUCUGGCCACUUUCCAUUGCCAAGCGUGAACUUCCUUGAAUGUGGAUACUCUGAUGUUUAAAACUAUUGGAUCUGCCCAAAGCCACUCAGAUCUGCCAUAACCAAUCACUAACAUUUGAUCGUGACUUGACUUGCUCAAACUAGCGCACAACCUCAACGUCAUUGUUCUCAGCUAGUCUCUCUGUUUGCUGAUUGGACCUGCACAUUUUUGUCUUGAGAAAAUGUGUGAAUAUACCGCAGACCCAGACUCUCGGUACAUUAUGAAUGUACGAGAGUAUGGUAGGACCAGGCUAAUACUGCACUGAAUCGGGAAUAGAAGGUUAACAUUUGAGCCAAUGAACUCAAGGUGCAAUAGAUAGGAUAGUAUAUUCAGAGACUGAAUAGGAAACUGUGGGAACAUCAUGCUCUGAAAUGCACACAAAGCACAUAUUGUCCCCAAACACUGAGGAAACACAUUACCAAGUGUGGCAUUAAGAGUCUGUAUUAUAGGCCGGUGGAAGCUGGCAGUUGUACGUUUUGAAUUAAGUAUAUGAAGGAAAGAAAAAGUUGAUGCAGAAUCAAUCUUGAAAACUAUCAAAGAGAAUUGCUCUGAUCAAAGAGAACUGGAUUCAACCCAGUUCAGUUUAUGUUUCUUGGCGGUUGUUGCUAUGAAAGAUGUACUGUAGAGCCAGAUAAAGUGAAAAUAGUUAGCCUCUGAAAAUGUGACCCCAUAUCAAGCUAGAAGAAUGGUCUGUUUUUAGUAUUGAGGCAACACAGUCAAGCUCUGAAAUAGAUAUCCACCAUCCAUUUUUGUUGUUUGUUUUUUUUUAAAGAAUUUUAGAAUUUUAUCAGAACUGGAAGUCCAAAGUGACAAGCAUCUCUACCUAUCAAUCAUUUUGCAGGUGCUGAGCAAACCUAAAGUCAGUUACACUUAAGGCUGGCUUACAUUGCACGAUUUUGGUCUGUUUUAACAGUCG